Molecule: messenger RNA, 738 nt
Organism: Enterobius vermicularis (human pinworm)
Lineage: Eukaryota; Metazoa; Nematoda; Chromadorea; Rhabditida; Oxyuridae
Source: the annotation of a GenBank genome assembly
AUGAAAAUAAUUAUUGAAGAUAACGGUGCAAAAGCUGCAGAAUUUGUGGCCCUAUAUAUCAGGAAAAGAAUCAAUGAUUUUCAACCAACAGAGGAUAAACCAUUCACGUUAGGAUUACAAGCGGGUAUCUUUCCAAACCAUAUACCAUCCAGGCUUCCACGUGAAUCUCCACAAAGUGCUCAUACGUUUAUGUUAAAAAAUUUUUUCCGCCACACUGAUAUAUUACCAAAAAAUGUCAACAUACUAGACGGAAAUGCAGAAGACUUGGACAACGAAUGUGCAGAAUACGAGAAAAAGAUCACUCAGGCUGGUGGUAUCGAAUUGUUUGUUGCCAGCUGCGAACAAGACGGCAGUUUGGCAUUCAACGAGCCAGGAAGCAGCUUAAAUACACGAACUCGUGUCAAAACAUUGUCGUUGGAAACCAAACAGUACCUGUCCAAAUUCUUUUCUAACAAUCCACAACUUGUACCACCGCGCGCCUUGACAGUGGGCGUCGAGACGUUGAUGGAUUCCCGUGAAGUAGUAUUAUUGGUGACUGGUGUCCAAAAAUCUUAUCCGCUCUAUAAGGCAAUAGAAGAAGGAAUAUCGCAUAUGUGUACAUUGUCAAUUUUCCAGAUGCAUCAAAAAGCAACAUUCGUUAUUGACGACGAUGCCACUCUAGAAUUGAAAGUCAAAACUGUUAAAUAUUUCAGGGAACUUAUGAAACUUCAUCAGAAGAUGAUAGAACUUAGAAAGUAG